This is a messenger RNA of Seriola dumerili (greater amberjack), 1735 nucleotides long. RefSeq names its product unc-93 homolog A (gene unc93a). Bases 105 to 1502 code for a protein of 465 amino acids. The transcript has 8 exons. Lineage: Eukaryota; Metazoa; Chordata; Actinopteri; Carangiformes; Carangidae. The record is from RefSeq and is a predicted model, not a curated record.
UGAAGUCAUUCAUAAACACCACUGAAGAAAACACUUAUUUUUUUCUUAUAUAUAUUUUUAAAAGUAAAAGGUCUGCAGAGGUUUUUUACUUCUGAGCCGCAGCCAUGAUCAGCCGAAACUUCAAGAACGUGUUGGUGGUCUCUGUGGGGUUUCUGUCUCUGUUCACGGCUUACGGAGGCCUGCAGAGUUUACAGAGCAGUCUGAAUGCGGAGCAGGGGAUGGGCGUGGCGUCUCUGAGCGUCAUCUACGCCUCCAUCAUCAUCUCCUCCAUGUUCCUGCCUCCCAUCAUGAUCAAAAAUCUGGGCUGUAAAUGGACCAUUGUUGCUGGCAUGGCCUGCUACGUCUCCUACUCCGUUGGAAACCUCUACCCAGGAUGGUACACCCUCAUCCCCACCUCAGCGAUCCUGGGUUUGGGUGGCUCUCCGCUGUGGUCGGCUAAAUGCACCUACCUGACCAUCUCAGGUAACGUGCAGGCGGCCAAGGAGGGCAAAAAGGGCUCCGAUGUCAUCAACCACUACUUCGGUAUCUUCUUCUUCAUCUUUCAAUCAUCGGCGGUGUGGGGAAACCUCAUGUCGUCGCUCAUCUUCGGACAGGACACCAACGUAGCUAUCAUCCCGGAUGAGCAGCUGCAGACCUGUGGAGCAGCUGAUUGUGGCCUUAACGUCAGCGUCAACGGCACCACCACCAGACCGGCACAGAAACUGGUGUGGACGCUCGUCGGAUGCUACAUUGGUGUGGGUCUGCUGGCCAUGCUCAUCAUCGCAGUGUUUCUGGACAACAUCGACCAGGAGCAGGCCAGUGAGUUUCGUGGGAACCGGGAGCCGUUCUGCCACACCUUCCUGGCUACGUUCAGACUGCUGAAGGACUGGAGGCUGCUGACCCUCAUCCCUCUCACCAUGUACAGCGGCUUUGAACAGAGCUUCCUCUCUGGGGAGUACACCAAGAACUAUGUGACGUGUGCUCUGGGGAUCCACUAUGUUGGCUUUGUGAUGAUGUGCUUUGGAGCCUCCAAUUCUCUGUGCUCGUUCCUCUUUGGGAGACUCGCUCGCUACACUGGCAGAGCUGCACUCUUCCUCCUGGCUGCAGUGGCCAACUUUUCCUGCAUCAUUGCCCUCUUGUUCUGGAGGCCUCAUCCUGACCAGCUGGCUGUCUUCUUUGUGUUUCCUGCUCUGUGGGGCAUGGCAGACGCUAUCUGGCAAACUCAGACCAAUGCUCUUUACGGCAUCCUCUUCCCCCAGGACAAAGAGGCAGCAUUCGCCAACUACCGUAUGUGGGAGUCUCUCGGUUUCGUUAUUGCCUUCGGCUACAGCACCUUCUUAUGUCUGGAGUAUAAACUGUACAUCGUGCUGGCUGUUCUGGUGCUGACCGCCAUCACCUACCCCAUAGUGGAGUACCACGAGUACAAGAAUCCCACACCACCUGCUAAUGAGGGGACCUACCUAAACCACAAGGAAACGAUUCAAAGAGAUGAGAACAAGAUCAUUUGCCAAACACGAAUAUAGACACUCUGAUACUGAUGCCAAAUUGUUCAAAUUGCCACACACUGAAUAAACUCAAGAAUAUGAGAUAUGAGAAAGGGUCAAUCUGAAACCUGUCCAAUUGUGUUGGUCUUUACUGGCAUCCAGUCAACCCUGCAAACCCUGACUUUAUCUUUCACUGGCACUGCCCCAGCGUCUCUUGCGGGUUGAUGUAAAAUAAACUCUGAUGCACUUCACUUUGGCUGGAUAACUUUAGA